Messenger RNA from Sorghum bicolor (sorghum), 1756 nucleotides. RefSeq lists its product as uncharacterized. Lineage: Eukaryota; Viridiplantae; Streptophyta; Magnoliopsida; Poales; Poaceae. Gene Ontology annotation, cellular component: cytoplasm. Bases 263 to 1408 code for a protein of 381 amino acids. The record is from RefSeq and is a predicted model, not a curated record. The transcript is spliced from 10 exons.
ACCUCCAUCGCCAACCGGGCCGUCCAAGCGGCCUGUCGCCGUAACGCAGCGAUUCCCACACACCCGUACGUUGGCAGUUGCACUCCGGACACCAUCAAAACAGGCGCCCAUAUCGUCUCUCUCGCGCGCCCCGCUCGAUCUCCCACGCAAACGCACGCAACCCUCAGGCCUCAGCUCGCCACCACACACACAGAACGCGUGUGCUCCUGCCUUCCUGAUCGAGCAACGAGCUAGCUACCUAGCUUGAGGACGACACGACACGAUGGCCUUGCAGGUCACCGGCGGAGUGGGCUGCUGCUGCCCUCGUCCUCAACCGGGCUGUGGCGGCCGGCGGUUGGCGCAGGCGGCGGCGGCGCUCUGUCGCCCGCCCCGCGCUGUAGCGUCGUCCGGCACGACCACGACGGUGGUGGAGGAGGACGAGGGCAAGGUGAGGCUGGGCGGCUCAAGCGUCGCCGUCACCAAGCUCGGCAUCGGCGCGUGGUCCUGGGGCGACACCACCUACUGGAACGACUCCGAGUGGGACGAUAGGAGACUGAGGGAGGCACAGGACGCGUUCGAUGCGAGCAUCGAUAACGGGAUGACCUUCUUCGAUACCGCAGAAGUAUACGGUACAGCGCUCAUGGGAGCAGUCAAUUCUGAAAGUUUACUGGGAGGAUUCAUCAAGGAAAGGCAACAGAAGGACCAGAUCGAGGUGGCCGUCGCAACAAAGUUCGCUGCCCUUCCUUGGAGAUUUGGAAGGGGUAGUGUUCUUUCCGCGCUGAAGAAAUCACUAGACCGUCUUGGCCUAUCGUCGGUUGAGCUCUACCAACUCCACUGGCCAGGGAUUUGGGGGAACGAAGGAUACCUUGAUGGUCUCGCAGAUGCUUAUGAGCAAGGCCUAGUAAAGGCUGUUGGAGUCUCAAACUACAAUGAGAAGCGCCUUCGGGAUGCGCAUGCUCGUCUCAAGAAGAGGGGUGUUCCACUUGCUGCAAAUCAGGUGAAUUACAGCCUCAUAUACAGAACCCCGGAGCUGAAUGGUGUGAAGGCAGCUUGUGAUGAGCUCGGUAUCACCUUGAUUGCUUAUUCACCGAUAGCCCAAGGUGUUCUGACAGGUAAGUACACUCCAGAAAAGCCCCCUACUGGUCCUCGAGCAAAUACAUACACCCCUGAGUUCCUCACCAAGCUCCAACCACUUAUGAACAGGAUUAAAGAGAUUGGAGCAAGCUAUGGCAAGAGUCCAACCCAGGUGUCUCUGAACUGGCUGACCUGCCAGGGGAAUGUGGUGCCAAUCCCCGGAGCCAAGAAUGCCAGCCAGGCCAAGGAGUUCGCUGGUGCACUCGGUUGGAGCCUGACAGGAGACGAGGUCGAAGAGCUACGAACUCUGGCACGCGAGAUCAAGGGCAUCAAGAUGCCUAUCGAGGAGUCGUAGAUACUCCGUAUUUCACCAACCCCAUGCAUGGUAUAGCACUGAUUAGAGAUUAUAAGGUUUUAAAGCGAGAAGAAGAAAACACACGGAUCUAAAAAGGAACCAAGAUGUGUAAGUACUAAGUAGAAAAUGCAGCUUUCAACGAAUCUCAUGCCUAUCAGCCUAUGCACUAUAACUCUGCUGCCUGUUCUCCGCUUUACAAAUACUUAGAAUGGAAAGAUAGAGACUAUUGUGCCGCAAAGCAACACAAAAGAAACUACUCAAAGUGAAAGAAAAGUUACGGUUUGCUUUACAGCGUUUGUAAAUUUAUGACAUGACUAUUGAUUGUAAGCAAGAAAAUAUUAUGGCUGA